This is a messenger RNA of Mytilus californianus (California mussel), 1720 nucleotides long. Its product is annotated as spermidine synthase-like. Lineage: Eukaryota; Metazoa; Mollusca; Bivalvia; Mytilida; Mytilidae. Gene Ontology annotation, cellular component: cytosol. The transcript has 8 exons. Gene Ontology annotation, molecular function: spermidine synthase activity. Gene Ontology annotation, biological process: spermidine biosynthetic process. The record is from RefSeq and is a predicted model, not a curated record. The coding region runs from base 32 to 934 and encodes 300 amino acids.
UAAAUCAUUUCAAACUGGAGCUCAAAACGAGAUGGCAGUUAUAAAUGGUAAAUGGUUUCGAGAAGAAAAUGACCAGUGGGCUGGCUAUAGUGCUAGUUUGGAAAUAGAAGAAAUUUUGUACAAAGAAAGAUCUGAAUAUCAAGAAAUAUUUGUCUUCAAAAGUAAAAGUUUUGGAAAUGUGCUGGUACUAGAUGGAGUGAUACAGAUAACAGAAAGAGAUGAGUUUGCAUACCAAGAAAUGAUUGCAAAUCUGCCUUUGAACUGUCAUCCAAAUCCACAAAAGGUACUGAUUGUUGGUGGAGGGGAUGGAGGAGUAGUGAGAGAAGUUCUAAAGCAUCCGUCUAUACAGAAGGUUGUUUUAUGCGAGAUUGAUGAGAAAGUAGUAGAGGUUAGUAAGAAAUAUUUACCACACUUAGCACAAAGUUUUGAUAACCCCAGAAUGGAAUUAUUUAUUGGAGAUGGGAUACAGUACAUGAAAGAUCACAAAAAUGAGUUUGAUGUCAUAAUAACAGAUGCACCUGACCCAAUAGGGCCUGCAGUUGGACUUUAUGAGGAAGAUUACUAUAAUAACAUGAAAAAUGCCUUAAAUCCAGAUUUUGGUAUUAUUUGCUGCCAAGCUGAAAACCUGUAUUUAGAUCUACCAUUCAUUGAAAAGUUAAUGGAAGUAUCAAGGAAGAUAUUUCCAAAAGCUGAUUAUGGAUUAACACUUGUACCAACAUAUACAGGUGGCCAUAUUGGAUUCAUUCUUUGUAGCAGCAAUCCAGAUACCUGUUUUAGGGAGCCAUUAAUGACUUAUACAGAUGCUGAAAUUAAAGAAAGGAAUUUAAAGUAUUAUAACACUGAUGUCCAUAGGGCAUGUUUUACCCUUCCCCAGUUUGCAAAAGAGAAGCUGUUCCCUGAUGGAGAAUCUCAACAGCAAAGCACUGUUAAAUGAAAAGAGAAGGCUGAUAGAUUAUAGUUGACUCUUGCAAAUUUAUGUAAAACCAUAGUGUUAGUCCCAAGUUUUUUUAUCAAUUUAUACUGUUAACGUGGAUGAUAACUGCACAUUUAUUUGCACUGUACUAUAUAAUGGUCAUCUAUACUUAGUGUUCUUUUAAAAUGUAACCUAUAGCCACCUUUUUAGCGCACAAUCAAAUGACCAAUCAGAGGGAAUUUUUCAGUCAUGCAAAUUAAAACUAAACAUGGCCAUAAUUAACACUAUGGUAAAAUGUUUCAGAAACCAUAUCUGAUGUUCCUGCCUAUCAGCCAAUACUGUUAUUGUUAACUGUUAAUUGUAAAUAGAAUGUAAGAUUCUUAGCUUAUCAUACAGAAUUCAGGGCAUAAACCAUGCACACAUUUCUGGAAUAAUUAUAUAGUAUAGAAAUUAGGAGAUGUGGUAUGAAUAUGCGAAUGAGAUAACUAUUCACCAGAGUUCAAAUAAGUGGAUAUAAGCAAUUACAGGUCACUGUAAGGCCUUCAACAAUGAGAAAAAUCCUUGAUACCAAAUUAUAAUACAAUCUUUAUGUAACAACUUUUUUCAUUGGCUAAAGUUUACUGUCAACUACACAAUCGACAUGCCUUUAGUCACCAUUUUGAAUUGCUCGAAUUCACAAAUGUUCGAUUGAUACAAUAUAAUUGAAAAUAAAUCAUAUAAUACCUCAAAAACGCCGUUUCAAUUAGAACACUAGUAUAUCUAAAUCUGAAUCGUACAAAUAACGAAAUAACCUUUGGGUUGAAUGUU